CGCAAAACACCCGCGACGCGACGCAGAGAUCCUUCGGCGACAUUGAGGAUCGUCAAACUCACUGGAGUUUGUGAAGUUUCGCGAUGGCGUUGCGAUUAUUUCGGCUGGUUGUGCCCUCGGGUGCAGCAGCUUGUAAAGCAGUAUCGCCUGUGGCGACGGCUCAAAUCCACACAAGUGCUGUCAGAAACCUGCGGUAUGGAUGGUGGGCUUAUGCUCUGGGGGAGAGGACAACCUCCCGCUUCAAGGAAAACAGCAAGAUCAUUUCCAUUGAUGGCAACUUGGCAUGUGGAAAGGGAGCGCUUGCACAAAAAUUGGCCGAUAAACUGGGAAUGCUGUACAUGCCAGAGCCAGACACACACUAUGUGGACAAAAUGACAAAGGAGAAAGUUCCUCUAGAUAAGGCUUUUAAUGGAAACUGCAGUCUGGAGAAGUUUUACUUGGAGCCCAAAGCCAGUGAUGGUAACUCUUACCGCCUGCAGUGUUGGAUGUACCUCAUGAGGCUGCUGCAGUACUCUGAUGCUGUUGAACACCUGCUCUCUACAGGACAGGGAGUUAUUCUGGAACGUUCUCCAUUUAGUGACAUUGUAUUUUUGGAGGCCAUGUUCAAAGAAGGCUUCAUCCGAAAGCAGUGUGUGGAUCACUAUAAUGAGGUUAAGGGCGUCAGUAUCUGUGAGUUUCUGCCCCCUCAUCUGGUCAUCUAUGUGGACGUACCUGCUGAAGAGGUCCAGAAAAAUCUCAAGGCAUCAGGAAAGGUUUGCUAUAUCAAACAAGUUUUCAGUUUUAGUUUUAAAAACUUAUGUCUGAUUUUCAGUGAAGAGGCAGAGGUUCUUGCCUAUAACGCAACCCAAGCCCAGGACAUUGAGAGGGUUGUGGAGGAUAUCGAGUACCUCAAGUUUGAGAAGGGUCCUUGGCUGGAGCAAGAUGACGUCACUUUCCACCAUAUGCGAAUGUUCAUGGAGGACAAGCAAAGAGUAGCCAACAUGACCUGCAUCCCCAGGUAUCUUCCAGAAGUCACAGUCGGUGCUCACGAGUUUGAUGCUGCCUACUAUGCUUUCAAAUCGCUCCCAGGAAAGAAGUACGCUGAAGGUUAUAAUGAAGACGUCGGGGACAAAGGCAUCUGGCUGAAGUGAGAAACGCUGUUGUCGCUGGAGGGAAGGACAUCUGAAAGACCGAUUCCUUGUGGUAUUUCAACCAUUUGUCCAUGUCUUGUGGGAAAAGAUAUAUUCUGCUCUUAUGCAGCUGAAUAUAUCAUUGUACAUUGCUAUUAAAACAUUUAUUGUAUAUGUUAAAAAA
Molecule: messenger RNA, 1293 nt
Organism: Sinocyclocheilus rhinocerous
Lineage: Eukaryota; Metazoa; Chordata; Actinopteri; Cypriniformes; Cyprinidae
Product: NADH dehydrogenase [ubiquinone] 1 alpha subcomplex subunit 10, mitochondrial-like
Exons: 9
Coding region: 84-1130 (348 amino acids)
Biological process (GO): mitochondrial electron transport, NADH to ubiquinone
Cellular component (GO): respiratory chain complex I; cytoplasm
Source: RefSeq, a predicted model, not a curated record